This is a messenger RNA of Nymphalis io (European peacock), 1570 nucleotides long. Its product is annotated as lachesin-like. Gene Ontology annotation, cellular component: neuron projection. The coding region runs from base 202 to 1551 and encodes 449 amino acids. The record is from RefSeq and is a predicted model, not a curated record. The transcript has 9 exons. Lineage: Eukaryota; Metazoa; Arthropoda; Insecta; Lepidoptera; Nymphalidae.
CGCCAGUGUGUGGCGCGCGCCCGUCUCUACCGAUCGCACGCCACCCGGACCGGUUACCACGUGAUAAACUUUAUACGCAACCGAGUGUAAAGAUUGAAAUAAAAUAAGAACAAUAAACAUAUCUGAAGUUUCUAGUCUUAUUUAGUGACACAUGGAUAUCACCGGCUUAGUACCUGACGGCGGCUCAGAUUGACAGAAAUUAUGCUGGAGCCGCGUUGGUCUUUAUAUUUACUCGCCAUUUUUAUGUUAGGCCUCGAUUCGAAGCUUGUCGGUCAAGCAUUCCAGCCCGAGUUCGCUGAGCCCAUAAGCAAUCUGACCGUCUCGAUCGGCCGAGAUGCCACGUUCAGAUGCUUAGUACAUAACCUCGGUGGAUAUAGGGUCGGGUGGGUUAAAGCGGACACUAAGGCUAUCCAAGCGAUACACGUCCAUGUGAUAACCAAUAAUCACAGGGUGGGCGUAUCCCAUAAUGGGCAGACUGUUUGGAAUCUGCACAUUAAGAACGUACGAGAGGAGGACCGGGGACAAUAUAUGUGUCAAAUCAAUACUGACCCGAUGAAAAGCCAGAUGGGUUACUUAGACGUAGUAAUCCCACCGGACUUCGUAGCUGAGGAGACAUCGGGUGACGUAAUGGUGCAUGAAGGUGGAACGGUCCGGUUGUCUUGUCGGGCGCGGGGACAGCCACCACCGAGAGUCACGUGGAAGAGAGAAGAUGGCUCGGACAUUGUUAUAAGGGACGCAAAUGGAGCUAAAAAUAAAGUGAGCAUGUAUGAAGACGAGAUUUUAACACUAAGCAAGAUUUCUCGCUCCGAUAUGGGUGCGUAUUUGUGCAUCGCGAGUAACGGCGUCCCACCCACAAUAAGCAAGAGGAUCAUCAUCAAAGUUCACUUUUAUCCGGAAAUUCAAGUUCCCAACCAACUGGUGGGUGCUCCUCUAGGAACUGACGUCACACUCGAGUGCUACGUUGAAUCAUCGCCAAAGUCCAUCAACUAUUGGGUUAGAGAUUCGAGUGAAAUGGUGAUUUCGUCGAGCAAAUACGAAGUAAUUAAUACAAUGGUCAGCUCGUUCGAAAGUCGUAUGGCGUUGACGGUGCGCAAGCUGGCGCCCGCUGACGUUGGGGGAUACAGAUGCGUUGCAAAAAACUCGCUCGGUGAAGUUGACAGCGUUAUUAGACUUUACGAAAUCCCAGGCCCAUCCGAUGAAGUGGCAAUUGCGUCAACCAGAAAAGAAGAUUAUAAGUACUCAACGCCCAUCGAAGGUCCCGACAACCAAUUCGGAUCAGCCGAAAAUUCCGAUGAUGAAGACGAAAGGGAAACAAUCACAGAUGUAUUAAGAGCCCCAAGCAAUUCCCUUGACAAUGUUAUAAAGAACAAAACAUUAUCUAACACGGCAAAUUCAAUUAAUAAACAAAAUAUAAGUAAUAAAAUACGUAAAAUAAUAAAUAAGCUAGAAACCGAAGCAAUAGAUAUCGUCGUUUCCAAUAACAGUUUUCUCAAUUCUAGAUCAAACGUUAAAAUUAUCAUCGUAUUUUAUAGUUUAAUUUUAUUAUCUUAAUUAAAACGAAUAUAAAUAA